AGAACAGAGCUUUCAGAUUAAAGAUGGAGGAUGUUAGAGUGACCUGGAACGAUUUUGAAUACAACCUAAAGGGUUCUUUUGUUAAACUGAGAGAGGAUGAGGUUCUUUACGACAUGAGUUUGGCUUGUGAGGGUCAGAUUAUACCUGCACAUCAGGUAGUAUUGGGUUGCUGCAGUCCCCAGCUUCUCCAGUUGUUAGUUGGAGCUCGGAGUGCUGGAGGAACCCAGUAUCCUCUACUUGUUCUACGCGGUAUAUCAGCACAGGAUAUGCAGCUUAUACUGGAAUUCGUUUAUACCGGACAAGUUGUUGUUCCCCAGCAUAGACUGAAUACAUUCCUGGCAGCAGCAGAAGACUUAGAAAUCCUCGGGCUUUCCAAAAAAUGCGCAAAUAUUCAUAUCGGAGAUUUGGACGACUUUGACAUGGGUAUCCCUGAGCUACCCUCAAAGAGAAAGCAGGGACGUGCGAGAAAGAAAAAGUACUUAGAUAAUAGUGAGCCGGAGAUUAAACAAGAGGAAAACGGUUUCGACGAAAAUGGCGUUAAAAUAAAACGCGAAAAACUUGACAAAAUGUACGAAUGUGAUUCCUGCCAGAAAAAGUUUGCGCGCAAAGCACACUUACAGAGACACGAAAAGGCGCAUUCCGACUUCCGGCCGUUUGUGUGCACGAUUUGUGAGCAGAAGUUUAAACGGAAAGAACAUUGUUACAAACAUAUCUCUACUAUCCAUGAUAUUGAUGAUCCUACCGGGCAUACAGAGGAGAUUAAACUCUCAGAGGUCCUGGACGCUAUGGAGAAUGUUAACUCCGAUGACGAGGGUUUAAGUGAAACAGGGUUCGCCGAAGGAUUAAAUCUUUCAAAAGAAAAUAUUUAAUUAAUUAUUUUGCAAGAAAUACUUAUCAAUGAUAUUGUUUCCCCCCUCAAUACUCAAAAACACAUUAUUUAAAACACAGUUAAGGACAUCUUUUCGAACUGAAAAUUUUUAUCUGACGAUUUUUCCAGAAAUGAAUUUUAUCUUCAAUUUUACAUUUACAACUCUGUUCGAAGAGGAUAGUUUUUAACAGACAAAUCAGACAUUUUGGGACAUCCAACUUCCAAACUUAAAUCUUAAAGUUUAAAUAAUUUGAUUUUACCAGACAUAGAAUUUGUAAAACGUGCAUAUCGUUAAAUUUGUUUUUGAUGAGAGGUUUGUUAUAAGCUUAGACCUUUGCGAUAGGAUAACACUAAAUAUUAUUCUUAGUACCUGUACAGUAAAAAUAUUGUAAAUAACAGUUCAACGCUCAUGUUAAUUAAUAUUUAUAACAUUGUUUAACACAUUCUGUAAAACAGACCUUGUAUUUUGACCAGCUCUAGCUAACAAAUUUCCUCAAAACUUUUUUGUUACUAAAACAACGUAUUUGCCUAAACUUAUUAAAUCAAUGGACAAGUAUGAGAUUUAGGAAAUUAUACCUAUUUAUCGUUAAGCUAUGAGAAGAAAAAAAAAUUCCGUUGAAAUUUUGCCGCUUAAAUCCGGAUCUGUUUGUACCACAUUGUAAUGUUUAUGUAGCGUAUUUAAAAUUAUGACUACGGAAAAUAAAAAGAAAAUUCUAAAUUGA
This is a messenger RNA of Eurytemora carolleeae, 1590 nucleotides long. RefSeq names its product protein bric-a-brac 2. Gene Ontology annotation, biological process: regulation of transcription by RNA polymerase II. Gene Ontology annotation, molecular function: protein binding. Gene Ontology annotation, cellular component: nucleus. The record is from RefSeq and is a predicted model, not a curated record. Lineage: Eukaryota; Metazoa; Arthropoda; Copepoda; Calanoida; Temoridae. The transcript is spliced from 3 exons. The coding region runs from base 24 to 869 and encodes 281 amino acids.